AUGCAAGCUCAAAGGUACUUGACCACCGACUCGGGCAAUGUUAUUUGUAAAACAAACCAGAUCAAGGGCUCAAAAUUCAUUGUGAUAGGGGGUAAAACACAAAUAGAAAAUGCCGUGGAAAUUCGUGGAGAUAUGAGUCCCGACGGGCAGCCUAUUGUAGCCAUAGGGCGCUACUGCUUUUUCGGGCCUUCCAGCAGUUUGAUUCCUCCAGUUCGCGAGGAACGUGCUUAUCCGUUAAAAAUUGGCUCCUUUGUGUAUGUGGGUGAGAACUCCAAAAUUCAGGCGGCCACCAUUGGGUCACACGUUGUUAUAGAGUCCGACGUCCAAAUUGGUGAGUUUGCCAUCAUCAAGGAUUGUGUGGUAAUUCGCAAAGGGUCGAAAAUACCUCCGUUCGCUGUCGUAGCUCCGCAUUCAAUUGUGGAACCUCGCGGACGCGUUACCGAAUUACCAGAGUCGGGGCGCCCCGCAAUUGAGUUGUACUGCAGGCAGUUACUCGCGGGGUUGAGUUUAGACCCACCUUUCUGA
Messenger RNA from Wickerhamiella sorbophila, 525 nucleotides. Its product is annotated as Dynactin subunit 5. Lineage: Eukaryota; Fungi; Ascomycota; Dipodascomycetes; Dipodascales; Trichomonascaceae. The coding region runs from base 1 to 525 and encodes 174 amino acids. The record is from RefSeq and is a predicted model, not a curated record. The transcript has a single exon.